Molecule: messenger RNA, 2679 nt
Organism: Morus notabilis
Lineage: Eukaryota; Viridiplantae; Streptophyta; Magnoliopsida; Rosales; Moraceae
Product: pentatricopeptide repeat-containing protein At2g13600
Exons: 1
Coding region: 132-2657 (841 amino acids)
Biological process (GO): RNA modification
Molecular function (GO): RNA binding; protein binding
Source: RefSeq, a predicted model, not a curated record
UGUAAUUUUUUUUUAAGCCCAAAUUUCAGGCCCCAAUUCAGUGACUCAAGUACUCUCUACAAGAGGAGGGAAGAAAAAAAAAAAAAAAGAAAUUGUGUUCGUGGAAAAAAUUCUCACUUCCAUGCAAGUUCAUGGGCACAGCUCAAAUGUCUGCUCAACUUGUGGAAGUCAUCACACAUUCAGCACCAUCACCACCGUUGAAAUUGAAUCAUGAUUACAAGAUUCAGUCUCAUAAGCCCACCAAUCUUUCCUUUCAAAGAGCAGUAAAUUCAAGCUCUUACGCUUCCAUAUUCGAAUCCUGUCGAUGCCCAGAUUUGGGAAAACAGGUUCAUGCCCACACUGUCAAAACCGGCUUCUGUGGGCACGAGUUUGUGGAGACCAAGCUGCUCCAGAUGUAUGCAAAAUGCGGCCGUUUGGAGGAUGCCGCUCUUGUGUUCGAGAAAAUGCCUCUGAGAAACUUGUAUGCUUGGACUGCUAUUCUCAGUGUCUACGUUGAUUGUGGCCUUUAUGAAGAAGCUCUUUUUCACUUUAUGGAAUUGCAAUUGGAAGAUGUUGGGUUGGAAUUUUUCGUGUUUCCGGUUGUUUUCAAGAUUUGCAGCGGACUCAGGGCGCUGGAAUUGGGAAGACAACUUCAUGGGAUUGUUGUGAAGUCUCGGUUUAUCACGAAUUUAUAUGUCGGUAACGCUCUAAUAGAUAUGUAUGGAAAAUGUGGGAGCUUAGAGGACGCGAAGAAAGUUUUGGAGAAGAUGCCAGAGAAGGAUUGUGUUUCAUGGAAUUCUAUUGUUACGGCCUGUGCUGCCAAUGGAAUGGUGUAUGAGGCAUUGGACUUUUUGGAUGGGAUGAAUUCCGAUAAGCCAUCGCCUGAUAAGCCAUCGCCUAAUCUUGUUUCUUGGAGCGCUGUUGUUGGAGGCUUCUCGCAGAAUGGCUAUGAUGAGGAAGCUAUAGAGCUGCUGUUUAAAAUGCAAGCGGCAGGGUUUGGACCAAAUGCUCGAACCUUGGCGAGUGUUCUUCCGUCCUGUGCUAGGCUAAAAAGGCUAAACCUUGGCAAAGAAAUCCAUGGCCAUAUUACCAGACACGGGUUUUUGUCGAACCAUUUUCUUGUUAAUGGAUUGGUUGACAUGUACAGAAGGUGUGCUGAUAUGAGGAGUGCUUCAGCAAUAUUUUCAAACUUCUCUUUGAAAAAUGCGGUGUCUUGUAAUACGAUGAUUGUCGGGUAUUGUGACAACGGCGAUGUAUCCAAAGCCAAGGCAUUGUUUGAUCAUAUGCAGUUGAUGGGUAUUGAGAAGGAUGUGAUUUCCUGGAACUCGAUCAUCUCCGGCUAUGUGGAUAACUGGUUGUUUGAUGAAGCUCUGUGUUUGUUUCAAGAGUUACUGAGGGAGGGGAUUGAACCCGAUUCGUUUACUUUAGGAAGUGCUCUUACUGCUUGUGCUAAUAUGGCAUGUUUGAGACGAGGAAAGGAGAUACAUUCCCAUGCCAUUGUAAGGAAUUUGCAAUCAAACACCUUUGUGGGUGGAGCUCUGGUGGAAAUGUAUUGUAGAUGCCAAGACCUAAUGGUUGCUCAGAGAGCUUUUGAUGAAGUAAGUGAAAGGGACAUUGCUACAUGGAACAGUUUGGUAUCUGGCUAUUCUCGCUGCAAUCAAAUAGAGAGAAUUCCAAUAUUUCUUAAAAAGAUGAGAGAAGAUGGCUUUGAGCCGAAUGUAUAUACUUGGAAUGGUAUUAUAGCUGGUCAUGUGGAAAACAACCAUCUUGAUCUAGCCAUGGAAUUGUUCUCCGAAAUGCAGAGUUCAAAUUUGCGGCCAGAUAUAUACACGGUUGGCAUUAUUUUGCCAGCCUGUUCAAGGUUAGCAGCAACUGAACGAGGUAAACAGGUUCAUGCGCAUUCAAUUAGAUGUGGGUAUGACAAAGAUGUAUACAUUGGAGCAGCGCUUGUGGACAUGUAUGCAAAAUGUGGAAGCUUGAAGCAUGCAUUUCUGGCUUAUAACAGGAUUUCGGACCCUAAUUUAGUGUCCUACAAUGCCAUGCUUACUGCUUAUGCAAUGCAUGGACACGGGGAGGAGGGAAUUGCCUUUUUUCGCAAAAUGUUAGAAGAUGGGUAUAGACCAGACCAUGUGACUUUCCUUUCUGUUCUUUCUUCAUGUGUGCAUGCUGGAUCGGUUGAGGCAGGUAGUGAAUUCUUUGAUUUUAUGAGUUAUUUUGAUGUGAACCCCACACUUAAACACUACACAUGCAUUGUUGAUCUCCUAAGCCGGGCAUGUCGGCUAAAAGAAGCUUACGAAUUUACUCAGAAACUGCCAAUGGAACCAGAUUCUGUUUUGUGGGGUGCUUUGCUUGGAGGCUGUGUUAUUCAUGGUAAUGUUGAGUUAGGUGAAAUUGCAGCAAAGAGGCUAAUAGAGUUGGAGCCGAAUAAUACCGGGAACUAUGUUCUGCUAGCUAACUUGUAUGCUUACACAGGGAGAUGGCAUGAGCUAGCUAGAAUGAGACAGUUAAUGAAGGAUAGAGGAAUGCACAAAAGUCCGGGGUGCAGUUGGAUUGAAGAUAGAGAUGAUAUUCAUGUGUUUCUUGCUUCUGAUAAAAGUCAUGAAAGAUCAAAUGAGAUCUAUGCUACUUUAGACAAUUUGAUUAUGCACAUGAAAACAGGGUUUACAACUAGUUUCUGAUUACAUACUUAUUGUAUAACAC